This is a messenger RNA of Anopheles merus, 3838 nucleotides long. Its product is annotated as phenoloxidase-activating factor 2-like. The record is from RefSeq and is a predicted model, not a curated record. Gene Ontology annotation, molecular function: serine-type endopeptidase activity. The coding region runs from base 359 to 1519 and encodes 386 amino acids. Gene Ontology annotation, biological process: proteolysis. The transcript has 4 exons. NCBI's taxonomy places the organism in Eukaryota, Metazoa, Arthropoda, Insecta, Diptera, Culicidae.
UCUGUACGAAACGGAACUCACGUCUCUUGUCGUACCGUUUUGUGUAAUCAGUUUUAAAGAUUUAAAGUACUACCAGAGAAGUCUUUAUGCUGAUAUUAGGAAUGGCUGUUGCUGAUCCCUGCACUUUAGUGAUCAUAACUUAUAGGCAAUUGCCUACUCAGACCUAUUGCUACUCAGGGAAAGUGAUAUAAAAGCUGAUCCGAGAGAAGAUCGUCUUCGGGACAAUGUUUAUUUCGGUUCUCUUUCAAUAGACACUCUGUUUUGACGAUAUUCUGUUACAUUCCUGGACACUGGUUGAAUUCGACGAAACUAACAAGUGUACGUGCGUGUGUGUGUGUGUGCAUGUUCAAACAGAAAAAUGUUCUGGCAAAUCGGUAAAGUGGGUGCAUUGCAGAUCCUAACGCUUGCCUCAGUACAUCUCAUUAGAUACGCAGGAUGUAUAGCUGAUCAUGAUAUAGAGAUUCCAGGACAACAGCCUAUCAAAUCAUACCGCACUAAAGCCUGUUCCGGUUAUUGUGUGAUGUAUCACCAAUGCCAAGACAACGAGAUCAUCCCCGCCGGUACCGGCAAGAUCUUCCCACCUGCUCACAAAGAGCCCGAAUGUCCACAUCCAUGGCUUGUGUGCUGUAAAAAACGCCCCGAUCCAAACAGACCUCCAACGAGCACGAUCGAGCCACCCUUGCCGGUGACUGGUGAAGUGUCAAAUCGAUCAACCUGUGGCUUCCGUAGCAGGAAAAACUUGUUCCCAUGGGCGGUGAUCAUUUACCGGGAGGAGCGAGACUUCCCGGAAAAUAAACUGUUCUACAAGUGUGGUGGUUCCUUGAUCGCACCGAAGUUUGUCCUCACGGUGGCCCUUUGCGUGCAUGACAAGCAGCAGGAGCAACUCGUGGUACGCGCGGGCGAAUGGGCUGCACAGAGUACGCUCUACAGCUAUCAGGACCGCAGGGUGGCCCAGCUCAUCACACGUACGUGGAUUACGUUCCGCCCAUUGGUAAACGAUCUUAUCCUGGUCUACCUCUCCGAACCGUUCCAGCUGGCGGACAACGUACAACCGAUCUGUUUCCCGCCGAAAGGAACACACUUAGAUCGGUACGAUUGUUUCACGGUCGGUUGGGGCAGCGUGCCAACCCGCGGCGUACCCUGGUAUGAGGCGAAUUUGACAAGGGUACAGGUACCAGUUAAGCCGCACGAUAUCUGUCAGCAUCUGUUGCCUCCGAUGCGACCUGUACAGCCGUUCCUGUGCGCUGGUGGCUUUGUCGGACGGGAUAUGUGUCUCGGUAACUCGACCGGCUUUCCGCUAGCGUGUCCCAUUCCCGGCUCGCCACACCACUACUAUCAGGCGGGCAUAGUCGCGUGGUCCAACCGGUGUGAUGAUAAUGGCACUCCCGGUAUAUACCUCGAUAUGGCGCACUACCGUGAGUGGAUUGAGCGGUGGUUAGUACGACGUACUAUUCUAGAAACGAACAGUAUUGUUGUAUGUUCUUUCGGUGUAGCGCCAAGCAGCAAGCCAGGAACAUGAUGAGUACGCAAUUAAUUAUCUUAUUGCACGGGGCCCUACAUACAACACGUGUUUUGGCGAUCGCGCUGGCUUAGUUCAAAUCUAACGCACUAUUGCACGCGUCCAUAAGAAACGCAGCACUUUUUAACGAUGUUUAUGAGUGAACAAAUGUGGAGAAUACAGAUUAUAGCCUGGUUAGCACAGAACUGCGUUAAUCAUCUCGAGCGAUAGCUUAAAAAUGUUAAUCUUUGCCAUUCAAAGGAGAGUAUAAUAAUAAUAAUAAUAAUAAUAAUAAUAAUAAUAAUAAUAAUAAUAAUAAAAAUAACAAGAACUAAAAGUGAGAAGGUAAAAAAAAAUAACGAUCAGAAAAAUUCAAACUCUGGUAGCUGUUGUUCAAGUCUUAUUUGUAAUAUUGUGUGUCUGCCCGUCGAACGAGAUCAAGAACAAAAGCAGUACUGGUUCUGAAACUGACCCCGAACCCAUCCCGAUUGUAGAACUGAUCUUGAACAAAGACAGACCCUAGCACUAAUCCUGAACUUAUUCUGGGAUUUGAUGCCGAAUCCAUAACGGUUCUGUAACUGAUCUCGAACCUAUACCUUUUCUGGAUCCUCAUCUCAUACCCAUCCUGGACCUAAAACUGAAACUAAUCCCGAAACAAAAAUAUACAAAAAAUAAAACCAUCUUAUAAACCUGCAACUAUAAGCUGCAAUUUAAUGUACCGUAACACACAUUACGUUUCCAAGCAAAUCGUUGUUGCGACUCAAGCUGAAAACGAAUGCCUCGCCACAGAAAAUAUCUCUAACACGACCAAAGGGAAUAUUGAUACGCAAAAAGCUUGUUACCGGUUUCCGAUGGACAUCUCGUGCGAAACCAGUUACGAAAAAGCCGUCAAAGUGGAUAAUGCAUUCAUCGGCAUCUUUAGCACUAUAAAAGCAUCGUGACGGAAGUAACAAUGCUCAAUUCUGGCCCGCUACUGAGUCGUAUCGUAGGCGUGGAAUCUAUUCAGAGUCUAACGUAAAGCGUGGCCCGUGAAAAGCGCAAUUCUAAUAAGAAAAACAGCAUUUGCACAUAACUUUGGUGUGUAACAGUGCAUUACACGCGAAGAUGUUCCUGCGAAGCAUUCUAGCGCUAGUGAUGGUAACACUGCUAGCCGUAGUGGUUGUCCAGUCACAUGCAAAGGAAUGUCCCUUUAAAUGUGUGCCGUACUACAUGUGCAAUGAUGCUGCACCAAGACCAGAUCGGAGCGAUGAGGGCAGCACUGAAAUCACCGUAGAUGACAAUGCAGAGGUCUACCACUGUGCAGGAUAUCUGGAUAUUUGUUGCGUGAAAAUUGGUCCCGAACUUCCUAUCGAGGAAGUGUAUGAAUAGUUGAUGCGAAUUGCAACUAAAGUAGCAACGAUCCCGGCAUUUCACUUAUAUAUAUAUUUUCACUAAUGUUUCCUUAAAUUGCGCUGAAUCUGUAUGGACCAUACCAUUCCAUUGAGAAACAAGAACAAAAAAUAAAAUGUGAAGAAUUCCAGAUUUUCGGCCGAUCAUCUCAAUAUAAUUAGAUCAUCGGCAAAUAUCUCUAACACGAUCGAUAGGGAUACGGAUACGCAGAAAGUUAAUUAAUGCUAAUUAUGCAUUCUUUCGCAUCUUUAGCGAUAUAAAAGCUUCGCGACUAAAGUCACGAUACUCAAUCCUGCCUCACCACUGAUCCGCACGCGGACGCGUGGAAUUCGUGAAAAGUGUAUUUCAAAUAGGAAAAACAGGAUUUACUCACAAGUUUGGUGUGCAGCAGUGAAUAAACACGCGAAGAUGCUCCGGCGAAACAUUCUACCGCUAGCGUUGAUAACAAUGCUGGCGCUACUAGUGGUUGUGGAAGUGCAAGGAAAGAAAUGUCACGGUGAAUGUGUGCCGUACUACAGGUGCCUCGAUGCUGUACCACAAUCAGACGAUGAGAGCACUGUUGACAUCACCGUAGAUUUCGCAGCAGAUGAUGACUACGACUGUCCGGAAAUUCUGGAUAUUUGUUGCGAGAACAUUAGUCCCGAACCUCCUACCGAUAAACUUGAUAACUUACUAAAAGAACUGUGGUUAACUGAAUCCUCUUAAAAGUGAAAAAGCUAAGUAAGUGCAUUACAUAUCACAUGAAAUUAAAAUGCUAUCUACAGAUAGUGUCUUCCUCCAAGUUAAUAAAAUUAUGUUACGAUCGGAAUUCAAUAGUUUAAUUAUUUAUAGUUGAUAUUCUUUUCGGGGAUAUGUUCGAUGAUUUCCACUAAAAAUUACGCUUUUAUGUAUGGGAAACCGGUUUAAAAAAAAAAAACUCAUGGAAUGGUUCCAAAAUAAACGUGACAACUA